Molecule: messenger RNA, 924 nt
Organism: Adineta ricciae
Lineage: Eukaryota; Metazoa; Rotifera; Eurotatoria; Adinetida; Adinetidae
Source: the annotation of a GenBank genome assembly
AUGUAUUACUUUCGAUCUUUUACAUUUCGUGAAACCAUCUUGCUUUAUCGUAAAACUGAAUCUGCAUCUAAGCCAAGUCUGGACAUAUACAAUAAAGCAUGUGGUGUGCGAUACUGGCAAAAGAAUGAAAAUUUUGCAAAUAAACAUGACAUACUUUUCUUUUUCGUUUUAAGUUCAAUUUUGGAUCCAGCACAUGAAGAAAUUAUCAUCAUUGAAUUUGGAGCAAAUGUUGGCCAGUUUAGCGAAGUGAUUCUAGCUACACCGCAUGAGAUACCGUAUGUUGUGCAUUCUAUAGAACCUGUUAUAUCUCUUUUUCAAACAAUGACAAAUCGAUCAUCGUCAUUUCGAAAGCAAAAACAUGAUAAACAUUUUCUUCACAAUAUUGCCAUUAGCGAUCGAACCGGUCGCGUGCCGAUCUAUACACAUGCACCAGACAAGCCAGGCGAAGCGUCAACACUGGGACACAGUUCACGAUUAGGUUAUCGAUUCAUAUCAGAAGUAUCUGUCACAACAUUGCCUAUGUUCAUCAAAACUAAUCACAUCAAAACACCGAUCUCUUUCGUUAAGAUUGAUGUUGAAGGAUUCGAACCCGAGGUCAUACGCGGUAUGAAUUUAACAUUCAAUUCUGCUCUAUUUCCGUUAUUCUUAUUCGAAACCGGCGGUGCAUGGCGCGAUGAUCGUUCAGUUCUGGCAAGAACGCACACCAUCAAAUCAUUUGUAAGGAUGCUCGACAUCCUUGGGUACGAUUGCUUUUAUGUUGGUAGUCCGUAUCUUCUACCUAUCACUGGAAAAUACUGGGAUGAUUCAUUCGAAGACAUACCACGAAGUUGCAAUAUCCUAUCGGUAUUGCGUAUUUCACAGACUUGGAAAAAUUUAGCUACGAAACUCGCACAUAUACCAUUAAAUUCUUGUCAAUGGUUAUGA